This is a messenger RNA of Menidia menidia (Atlantic silverside), 1942 nucleotides long. Lineage: Eukaryota; Metazoa; Chordata; Actinopteri; Atheriniformes; Atherinopsidae. The record is from the annotation of a GenBank genome assembly.
GCCAACAGAUAAGGAUCACGAAGCGAAGACGAACGGUCGGACCGACACGUAGAAAAAAAAAAAAAAAAAAAAAAAAAAAAAAAAAAAUCGCCCGGAUCGUCGCCGCUGCCUUCCUCAAUGCAUCCUCUCUGUGCCCGGGGAACCAUGAAACCAGAGAUCACCGCCGCCGUGGGGUUUCUGUCGAGAUUUCUGAGGGUAAAAGGACACGUAAACGACCGACAGGUCCAAACGUUCAGCCAAAGCCUUCAGGAUAUUUUGGCAGAGAAAUACAUAAACCACUGGUUUCCGGACCGGCCCUGCAAGGGCUCGGGUUACCGCUGCAUUCGCAUCAACCACAAGAUGGAUCCCCUGGUGUGGCAGGCAGGUCAGCGCAUCGGCCUGACCAUCCAGCAACUCUACCUGCUGCUGCCCAGCGAGCUCACUCUCUGGGUGGACCCCUUCGAGGUGUCCUACCGCAUCGGCGAGGACGGCUCCAUCUGUGUCCUCUACGAGUCCCAGCCGGGCCCCGUCGGAAUGCCAAUGUCUGUGGGCGCCAGCUCCGCCUCAGGAAGCUCCAUGAUGGAAAGCCACCUCAGCUGCAAGGAUGAACUGAGGGUGCUGGGCAGAACUAGCCCCUCCAAAGCCUACAAUAAUAUGAUGACUGUGUCCAGUUAAAGUGGCACACAGUCACCCCAGCCUACUUUUUGUUCAGGGUCACACCGUGGCUGGUCAGAUCAUGGUGAGCCUUUUUAAAGCUAAGAAAAUGAAAUGAAAUUGUGAAAUAAGAAAACAAAAAGCAAAAGAGAAAAAAAAACAAAAAACAGAGGAUGUGGCCUAUCAUCCAGGUGAUGGAAACCUAGUAGUUUAUUUUUGGUUUAUUUUUUUUUAACUCUCUUUACCCGUUAUCUGUUGUGUUGUCAUUGGAUCAACUGGGCACUCCGUUUUUUUUUUAGGAGAGGCUAUGUGGAAAUGGAACUGUUGGGGCAGCUAAUCCAGCCAAUCAACCAACCAGGAAACCCCCAUUAGACUGGCUCCACCCCCUCCCAUCCCCCACCCCACCCUCAGCUGUAAUCAACUUUGUGUUCAGCUCUGGCUCUGAAGGGGAUAUCAGCAUAGACUUUGCACUUUUAUGACUUUUCGAAACGCCACUUAAAAAACACCACAGUAAAUUAUGAGGAUCUAUUUCCAGGAGUCUUUAUGAAUUAGAUUUUUCUUUCCCCAGACUGGGACAAUUCGAGCUCAAGGUAAAGAAACCCCAAAUGAGAGCGUCUCUAUUUUCUAUAAAAGCAUUUUUGGACCACAGGAAGAUUAUUUUCUUUAUCUUGUAGCCUGGGGAGGGGGGUAAAGAAAUACUUCAGGUCUAGACUUCUCUUCCUCUCCCUUUCUAAAUUUGUUUCCCUUUUGUCCCCAGUAAGUUUUAGAACAUCUCCAUCUCAACAUUCUGUCUACCUGUAAGUGCAACUGAAACCCCGUUGCCCUUCCAUUAACCACGCGUGUAGCUUUCUUGGGGAGGGAAGGGUUACCAUUUCCUUCCCCUCCAUCAAGUUAAUGAAUGUUGUUGAAGUUCACAAUCAAGUUCCUGUGUUGUUGAUUUUUGCCCCCUUUUACCCACCACUUUGUCAUCUCCCGUAUUACCAAAACUCAAAGUGUAGCAAAGGGGGGUGGGGGUUCCAAAAUUUGGGUCAUGUGGCCUAGCUAACGUUGACAUUGAAUGCACUUUGAUGUGAGAUUGUGUGGGAUGUGUACUUUUUUUUUGUUUUGUUUUUUGGAGAAAAUCGCCUGCAUUCCAUCCAUUCGAAUGUCAUCUUUUUUUGCAACGUUUUCCCAGUUUUAGCCAGGUCAUACUGUAGCUCCCACCUCUAUUGCAUUGGGAGUGUGCAACUCUGGAUUUUCAAAACCUUUUAAACACUGUAUUUGUGAACAUUUCGGAGCCGUUUCUUUCUCACUUUUUGCUUUAAAAAAA